This is a messenger RNA of Drosophila guanche, 543 nucleotides long. RefSeq lists its product as uncharacterized. NCBI's taxonomy places the organism in Eukaryota, Metazoa, Arthropoda, Insecta, Diptera, Drosophilidae. The record is from RefSeq and is a predicted model, not a curated record. The coding region runs from base 152 to 508 and encodes 118 amino acids. The transcript is spliced from 2 exons.
AUCUCUAUGAACAUAAGACUAGUUUUGUUUACGUUUCCAUUUUAGAAUAUUUACUAAAAUUAAGUAGACAUUACCACAUCAUAAAUCUACAAGACUGCCAACAAAUUUGAAGGCAGUUCCAGUCCGCUACACAAGAAUCAGAAGCACAACAAUGUUUAAAAAGUCCAAGCCAAAGACGAAGCCACCACCAACUGCCCCCACUGUGGAUGAAAUGCUGGCCGACAUGGAAACAUUUGAGGUCCAACGGCCUCCAGUAGCCGCUAACUCGGACAAUUCAGAUUUGGAACAUGAACUGCUGACAGAACCAGAGAAGCUACCUCUCCAGACGUGGUGGCAAGUGUUUGAUGCAUACGAUCAAAAGGUCACGAAAUUGGCUGCCACAAUAGACACCUUGGAGUCACAAAAAGAGAAACUGCAGUCCUGCUGCGCGAAACUGGAGCAGAAUGCAGAGGAGCUUCGUGAAGGCAUACAGAAGCAGCAAUCGUUGAUUAAGAAAGCUGUUAAUUAAUAUGUAAGGUUUAUUAAAGAAAUGUAAGUUCCCUA